AUGGCGGGUGAUCCGGUGGAGACUUCACCAACACCCUACAUGAUCGGACGAGAAGAUACUGGAUCCUCAGAUUCCAGCCUGGAACCUCAGGGCCACAGAGACCGCGCGGAGCGUCCAUGUCGUUCAGAGGCCGCCGCAAGGCUCCUGGAGCGCUUACACGCGGAACAGGGUGGAGAAGCUCCAGUGAGUCCAGUGAGUCCUGAGGCAAGUACCAAAGCACCCAUCAGUCCAUCCCAGGUGGAGGAAGUACAGCCGCUGGUGCAAACCGCUGGAAAUAAUUGGUGCAGCAUCAUGUAA
This is a messenger RNA of Cladocopium goreaui, 297 nucleotides long. NCBI's taxonomy places the organism in Eukaryota, Dinophyceae, Suessiales, Symbiodiniaceae. The record is from the annotation of a GenBank genome assembly.